AUGAAUACUUCAAGACUUACCAAGGUCCCUGAAAUCAUAGAUGGUAGAAGGAUUGUAAAUGCCCAGGAUAUCAACCCUAUGUAUGUACUCGAAGAUGUGCCCAAACACAUACUCGAAUGUGCCGAUGGGGGACGUGACACGAUUCAGAAAGCAAUUCCUUCGCCACCAGAAGGUGCAGCAUUUCUCAUAAGACAGGAUUACGAGCAAAGAGACAAGUUCAAUGUCAUUUUGCUUAAAGCUAAUGAAUCAAUUGAGCAUGCUGGGGGGUCAAGAACCGUGGUCAAAGCCGGAGAGAAAUAUAUGUAUUUUCAACCUCCAAAGAAUGGAGCCCCAUCUACGCAGGCUCACACUCAUGGCUUUUCGUCUAGCGCUGCUCCACGAAGUAGCAGUGGCCGUACUUCUACCAUCACUAGCAGAUAUACUAUCACUGCCAAAGGCACAGUACAGCAAGCUGAAUCGAAGAAGUAUACUGUCACUCCCGGAAGCUCCCCAAGCCCACGCAUCGUUCUCGGAGUUCCAGAGCCAGUUCUUCGAAGCAACCAACACGAAACUUUACUAUCACUCCCGGAGCCGCACCAAAGCCUCCGCAUCGUAGUCAAAGUUCUGCUAGUAGGUCUUCAACUUCAAAGCAAGCGCAUUGGACCAAGAGUGCUACAGAAGGCCCUGGAACUUUUGAUAAGCCUUGGGAGCCAAAGAAAGAACCUUAGGUAA
Molecule: messenger RNA, 711 nt
Organism: Hymenoscyphus albidus
Lineage: Eukaryota; Fungi; Ascomycota; Leotiomycetes; Helotiales; Helotiaceae
Source: the annotation of a GenBank genome assembly